ACUUUUCUUCUGGUUGCCCGAUGCUCGCCACCUGAAGCGGGCCUUGAAUUAUGGCGGCUUCUGGGCCGAUGCCGCACGCGACUGGUUUUCCAGCUGAGGGUAGAUGCAGUUAUUAUGUGGAAAAGAAGAAGCGGUUCUGCAGGAUGGUGGUGGCUGCAGGGAAAAGGUUCUGUGGUGAACACGCUGGAGCCGCGGAGGAAGAAGAUACUCGGAAAAGAAUCCUGUGUCCUUUAGAUCCAAAACACACAGUAUAUGAAGAUCAACUAGCAAAGCAUUUGAAAAAAUGUAACUCAAGAGAGAAGCCAAAACCUGAUUUCUUUAUUCAAGAUAUUAAUGCAGGCUUAAAAGAUGAAACAGAAAUACCUGAACAAUUAGUUCCAAUUUCUUCUCUAUCUGAAGAGCAGUUGGAAAACUUAAUUAAGAAAUUGAGAAAAGCAAGUGAAGGUUUGAAUUCUACACUUAAAGAUCAUAUUAUGUCCCAUCCAGCAUUACAAGACGCCCUUAAGGACCCUAAAAAUGGUGAUUCUGCAACAAAGCACCUGAAACAGCAGGCUUCUAUUUUAGGUAACAUUGAAAAAUUAAAGUUACUUGGUCCAAGAAGAUGCUUUGUUGAGUUUGGAGCGGGAAAGGGAAAAUUAUCUCAUUGGGUUGAUAUUGCCUUAAGAGAUGCUGAAAAAGUUCACUUCAUCUUAGUAGAAAAGGUGUCCACAAGAUUCAAGGUAGAUGGUAAACACAGAAAAAAAAAUUCAGUGUUUGAAAGACUUCAAAUUGAUAUUCAACACUUGUGUUUGAGCAGGAUUCCUGUGCUAAGAGAAAGAAAACUACCCGUGGUAGGAAUUGGAAAGCAUCUGUGUGGUGUGGCAACAGAUCUUGCAUUACGAUGUUUGGUUGAAACCUAUGCUGCCAGUUGUGAGGAAAGAAAUGAAGAACCUUUAGCCAAACGCAUAAAGAAUGAUAAAACAGAAAAAGAAAUUAACACUUUGGCCAAGGAAGGAAAUGAAAAAAAUGUCCCAGAGAAGUGGACCCCUGUGGCUGGCAUUGUUAUUGCACUCUGUUGUCACCACAGGUGUGAUUGGAGACAUUAUGUGGGCAAAGAAUAUUUCAGGGCUCUAGGCCUUGGAGCAGUGGAAUUUCACUAUUUCCAGCGCAUGAGUAGUUGGGCGACUUGUGGGAUGGGAAAAACAUCUUUGGAAGCCUCAGCUGUUACCGUGAAGAGGAAAGACAAUCAGAAUGAUGACAGGGAAGAACAUGAUGAUGGAGGAUAUCGAAUCACAGAUGACAGCACUAAUAGUUUGCCUGGGCUUCUUACUGUUGAAGAAAAGAAGAAAAUAGGGCAUCUUUGUAAAUUGCUGAUUGACCAAGGUCGAAUCCAGUAUUUGCAGCAGAAGGGAUUCAGUCCUGCCUUACAAUACUAUACAGACCCUCUGGUGUCUUUGGAAAAUGUAUUGUUAACUGCUUUACCAAAUCAUUCUUCAUCACCAGAAACAACUGCUUAAUGGAAAAGAAAUUUGAACAUUAUCUGUCUUCCACCAAAAAAAGUUUUUAAUUAUAUUUUUAUAUUCACAAAAAUAUAAUUUCAAUAGCAGAUAAUAUGAACUUUAAAAAAUGCUGUGGCCUCAUUGAACUUUUGAUAAUAUCUUUGUUUUUUACUUCAGAGGUCCAAACAUUAGAGAAUUCACCAAAUUCCUGAAGUAAUCCUCUUCAGCAGGGCAUCUUGAAUUAUAUUAUCCAUCUGUAUUUACAGAGAUUGGUAAAGUAGUUGAACAGUUGACUUGGUGAUCUGAAACACACACAAUACAUCAACAUGUAAUUAGCAUAUUAACUUUCUAUUUGAAUUAAUUUUGGAAAUUUAUUUUCUUUUGAUAUUAUUUAAUAUUUUUCAUUUCUCAAGUUCAAAAUGUAAUGAUUAAUUGUCACUUUGUAACAAGGGCUAAUCUAAGAAUUUGGCUUAUGUGUGAGUUUUUUUCCAUGCAGAUGCGGCAAGGACAAUUGUAACUUUCUCACAUGCAAACAAAUUCAGAUAUGUUCACAAUCAAUUAAUGAAAUCACUUUAAGAUUUCAAGAGCCAUACCUGUAUUUAUAUAUUAUCAUAAUUUGUCCAUUACAAACAUCAAAUGUGAGAUAUUUUCAAAGAAAAAAAGACUAUUUUUUUCACUUCAUUUUUUCUUGCAUAAUUAUCUAGUUAGAACUUCUAAAAAGAUACUUAUAAUUCACAAAUUAAAUUUGAAAUUUACAAAUAACUUUGGAGUUAAUUAAGUAUCUCAUAUCUUUUAUCAGGUCAUCUUUUACAUAUAUAAGUAUAAAGAGUAAGUAUGUUCUCUUCAUACUUUUUAUUUGGAAAAAUAUGUUUGGGAGAAUAAUUUGGAAUAAAGUGGAAAUUAGAUAAUGAAACCAAAAACCUUCUCACAUUUAGGCCUUAUUUAACUCAUGAGUGGUUUCUAUGCACAAGCAAAUGUUAAACCAAACAUACGGUAGACUGUUAUUCUCUUCUACAUCUUAUUCGUGUUUUGUUUCUACCUUUAUUUGUAAAAAUUGUCUUAAUUGUAGAUAUAUUUGCCAAGACAAAGAUCCAGAAUUACAAGUUUUAGAUAUUAUAAUGAUAUUCUGAGGUAACUAUUUUUAUCCUGUAGGUACAGGUUACACAAAUUGUAAAUAAGAAGCCUAGCCCAUUUUUAAUUCCUGAGUAGUUUAAUCUCUUAUGUCUUGUCAAACUGCCUCGGUUCAGAUUCCAACUCUACCACUUCUCAGUUGUGUGACCUUGGGCAUGCUACGUAAUCUCCUUGUGCCUCAAUUUCCUCCUCUUAAAAUGAGGAUGAGGAUAACAAUAAUGCCUACCUCACAAGGUUGUUGUGAGCAUCAAAUGAGAUAACACAAAUAAAAUGCUUAGAAUGGUUCCAAGCACAGAAUAAGUAGUCAAUAAAUAUUAGCUAAUAGUAUCAGUGGUAGUAAUUCAUGAAUCUAUUUUUAAUAACAUAAUAGGUAGGCUUUGAUUUUAUUAUCUCUUUGUUUAAGUUUGUUAAUGUUUUUCUCUUGUUACGAGUUUUAUGUCAAAUAUUACUGAGGUAGUUUUAUUAUUUUUUAAGUUAGUUACUCAUGCCCCCUAAUCAAGAGAACAUAAAUGAAGAUAAUACAUCAUUCAAUAAUUAACCUUAUUUUAUUGUGUCAAUGCUAAUUUGUGUCAAUAAAUUUGUUUUGCAUCAUUCAACAAUUUGUGCCCAGAAAUCAAAUAUAUUCUACAACAA
Propithecus coquereli (Coquerel's sifaka) is the source of this 3242-nucleotide messenger RNA. It is a transcript of the gene TRMT13, whose product is annotated as tRNA methyltransferase 13 homolog (S. cerevisiae). The record is from RefSeq and is a predicted model, not a curated record. The transcript has 11 exons. Gene Ontology annotation, biological process: tRNA methylation. Bases 51 to 1496 code for a protein of 481 amino acids. NCBI's taxonomy places the organism in Eukaryota, Metazoa, Chordata, Mammalia, Primates, Indriidae.